AUGUGCGCAACUGUUUUUCUUAGCCAUCUAAGAAGCCUUUUCCCCCUCCUUCCCUUCUCUCUCCCUCCAGGUGCUGGUCUACGAGUGUUGGUGUACGAGUAUGUGCGCAACGGCCCUCUCAGCGACCAUCUCUACGCCAAGUUCCAAGGGCACUUGCUGACCUUCGAGGAGCGACUAGAUGCGGCACUGGGGCUGGCGGAGGGGCUCAGAUACCUGCACUGCCAUGCGGAGAAGCCCGUAGUGAAUUGA
Closterium sp. NIES-65 is the source of this 249-nucleotide messenger RNA. NCBI's taxonomy places the organism in Eukaryota, Viridiplantae, Streptophyta, Zygnematophyceae, Desmidiales, Closteriaceae. The record is from the annotation of a GenBank genome assembly.